AUGAUCAUGACUGACCAGGACUUUGAUGGAUCGCAUAUCAAGGGCCUGGUCAUCAACUUCAUACAGCACUGGUUCCCCGGGCUGCUGCAGUGCGAGGGUUUCCUCCGCGAGUUUGUGACUCCAAUCGUCAAGGUCAAAAAGGACGAUGCAGUCAUAACAUUCUUCACAGUCCCAGAGUAUGAAGCAUGGAAAGCUGCCAAUAAUGGCGGAAAGGGGUGGGUCUGCAAGUACUACAAAGGUCUGGGAACCAGCACUUCUGCAGAGGCCCGCGAGUACUUCUCAGACCUUGACAGGCACGAGCUGACCUUCACACCUGGUGGUGAGGAGGACGAUUCUCUGAUAGACAUGGCAUUCAAUACCAAGAAGGCCGAUGCACGCAAGGACCUCAUGGAAAGAAGGCGAUUAAGUAAUGUCAAGAGGCAUGCUGCGGAGCCUACGAUGAACAAAGGAGAUGGCGUCUGGAGUUAUGCUCAGCUGUGGGACUUUUCGGGACGCAUCUCCCGUUUAUUCGAAGGCUUCGAGGCCUUGAAGCAGGCCUCUGUUUCGGAAGAUUCGGCCCCACGACCUGUUGCAAUUUUCCUCCGGCAGGGCCGGGAGUGGUAUGCGACUUGCAUUGCAGCAUGGCGGUUAGGCAUACCCGUUGUUGCGUUAAGCAACGAUCUUCCAAGUGGGCAAGCUGAAGCUGAAAGAGCUGCGCGAGUUGCCAAAGAGCUGCGACCGCUGGCUCUGAUCUCCGACGAUUCUGCUUUCGAAGUGCCAUCUCUGCCUGAGGACUGUCUGCGGCUCUCGCUGGAAGACGUGCGCAAAGCAGCAGCGCUUCCUGCCAACUUACAGAACUCUGCGCGGGUGUCUCCAGCAUCUGUACUUUGCUACGUUUUUACAGGGGGCACGACGCGCCACAGCAAGUGCGUGGCAGUAACACACAGGAUGGCGCUUUGGGAAAUUGAGCAUUACAAGACAGCUUUGCGCGGUAUGGCGACAAGCAGUGAUAGGAUGCUACAGUACUCGUCUGCCUACUGGGGUGCUGCCAUCUUCGGCCAAGCAGACCUCGCCCUGGCCUUUGGCGCGUGCAAUGUCAUCAUCCGAGCGAAUGUGCCCGAGGAGAUUGCGGCUAUCUGCGCAGACUACAGUGUCUCUGUGCUGGGCAUUGUUCCCUCGCAGUUACGAGGGGCGUGGCCAGGCGGACCGCGCACGCGUGCAAAGAGCCUGCGGGUGCUCAUUGCCUGGGCAGAGAAGAUUCCACCAAAGUUGGCAAAGGAAUGGCUCGAACAUCUGCCCGUAGUGGAGUUGCUAAUUGCGUCAGAGUACUGGUUGUGCCUUGGUUCCGACUGCAGAACUUGGACGGAUCCAGUGGAUGGGACAGAACGUCACAUUCUGCAACCGCUUCCAGACCUGGACUUCAAGCUUCUGAAGGAAGAUGACACAGAGGCGCAAGAGCAGGAGUGUGGCGAGUUGUUCCUGACUGGUCCAACAGUUUUUGCAGGCUAUGUUGAUGGUGCUGGCCGCAUCGGUUGCACAUUCUUCAAGUAUCUGGAUUCAAAGCGGUAUUAUGGAACGCGUGACAGGCUCAAGCGGGUGCCUGGUGGGGGUCUCGUUUAUGUGGGACGAACUGACUCCCUGACGAAGUCAGGCGGUGCAUGGCAAGAUCUCUCAGCAGUUGAGGCUGCAGCUGUAGAAGUGGCCCAGCAGGUUCCAGGGGUUACCGCUGCAGCGCUGGUGUCUUGCGAUGGCAACACAGACGCCUAUCUUGUCCUGGAAGAUGCGCGAAAUGCCGCUGGAACUGCCCGUGAAGGACCACCAUUGAAUACUGUGCUCGACAAAGCCAUGCAAAAGCUGAAGCCGGUCCUUGGUAACUCCAGGCCUCGCAUUUGGUCGCGACUGCCUUUACAUCCUGCUACCAGCAAGGUCAAUCGAAACUUGCUUACUGCUCAGCACGGUGAGCGUAGCGGGCGUGAGACGCGAUGGCAUCAGAAGCUGCACAGCCUUCAGCGGCAAAUGCUGAAGGGUUAUGCUGCAUGGCAUGUCCUUCUUGGCACGCUGAUGUUGCUGCGAGCAUUCCUUGGCCUGGUUCUGCGAUCACUCCUAAGCGGAGAUCCACAUGCCUCGGACUUUCUGUGGCGACCCCAGCUGAAAUGCGUCUCCCACCCCGAAUUGCUUUCCACUCGAGGCUGGACCUGGGGAUGCGAUCGCUGCUGCUGCCGUACACUUGGGGAGCACCUUGGCGCGGAGCAGUGGAGGUUUCCUCAUCUGUGA
This is a messenger RNA of Symbiodinium pilosum, 2253 nucleotides long. NCBI's taxonomy places the organism in Eukaryota, Dinophyceae, Suessiales, Symbiodiniaceae. The record is from the annotation of a GenBank genome assembly.